Molecule: messenger RNA, 3132 nt
Organism: Delphinapterus leucas (beluga whale)
Lineage: Eukaryota; Metazoa; Chordata; Mammalia; Artiodactyla; Monodontidae
Gene: TTLL3
Product: tubulin tyrosine ligase like 3
Biological process (GO): cilium movement; protein modification process; cilium assembly
Cellular component (GO): microtubule cytoskeleton; axoneme
Molecular function (GO): protein-glycine ligase activity, initiating
Source: RefSeq, a predicted model, not a curated record
UGACGAGGAUUCUCCAAGGCGUCUCAACACAUGGGCCGGCUCAGAAACGCCAAGAUCCACGUGGAGAGAGCUAUCAAGCAGAAGAAGAUUUUCAUGAUCCAAGGCUGCUACCCUGUGAUCCGGUGGCUUUUGCGCCGGAGGGGCUGGGUGGAGAAGAAGGUGGUCCAUCACUUGGGUACCACGCUGCCACCACCACACAAGGAUCUGGGUGACAGUGACACCACUGAGGAUGAGGACGAAGAUGAGGAUGAAGCAUUCCGGCUACCACAGCUGUUCGACUUCGAUGAUUUACUGGAAUUUGAUGACCUGCAUGGGACGCAUGCUCUGAUGUCGCGCAUGGUUCGGAACGAGAUCCCCUACUUCAUCUGGACCACUCGGCGGAACAUGCUGGACUGUCGCUUCCUCUCCAAGGAUCAAAUGAUAAACCACUAUGCCCGGGCGGGCUCCUUUACCACAAAGGUGGGUCUGUGUCUCAAUCUCCGGAAUUUGCCAUGGUUUGAUGAGGCCGAUGCCGACUCCUUCUUCCCGCGCUGCUACCGCCUGGGGGCUGAGGAUGACAAAAAGGCCUUCAUAGAGGACUUCUGGCUGACAGCUGCCCGCAACGUUCUCAAGCUGGUGGUAAAGUCAGAAUGGAAGUCAUACUCUAUCCAAGCAGAAGAGGCAGAGGCCCCAGGUGCAAAGAAGACGGUCAUGUGUCGGGAUCAGGGGCACAAGGGCCUCAGGCGUGUCAGAACUCCCAAGCACGGAGAGGCUGCAGGAGACAAGCAGCCCAAGAAACAAGAGAAAAAGCCGGUGACGGUGUCCCCAGAGUUUGUGGAUGAUGCUCUGUGUGCCUGCGAGGAGCACCUUAACAACGUGGCCCACGUGGACAUUGACAAGGACAUGGAGGCUCCACUCUACCUGAGCCCUGAGGGCUGGUCCCUCUUCCUCCAGCGCUACUAUCAAGUGGUCCACGAGGGGGCAGAACUCAGGUACCUCGACACUCAGGUCCAGCGCUGUGAGGACAUCCUGCAGCAGCUGCGGGCCGUGGUGCCCCAGAUGGACAUGGAAGGAGAUCGCAACAUCUGGAUCGUGAAGCCGGGAGCCAAGUCCCGUGGACGAGGCAUCAUGUGCAUGGACCACCUGGAGGAGAUGCUGAAGCUGGUGGACGGCAAUCCCAUGAUGAUGAAGGACGGCAAGUGGGUGGUGCAGAAGUAUAUCGAGCAGCCCCUGCUCAUCUUUGGCACCAAGUUUGAUCUGAGACAGUGGUUCCUGGUGACCGACUGGAACCCGCUUACUGUGUGGUUCUACCGCGACAGCUACAUCCGCUUCUCUACACAGCCCUUCUCCUUGAAGAACCUGGACAACUCCGUGCACCUGUGCAACAACUCCAUCCAGAAGCACCUGGAGAAUUCGUGCCACCGACACCCACUGCUGCCCUCAGAUAACAUGUGGUCAAGCCAGAAGUUCCAGGCCCACCUGCAGGAGAUGGGGGCCCCGAACGCCUGGUCCACCAUCAUCGUGCCUGGCAUGAAGGCUGCGGUGAUCCACGCCCUGCAGACCUCCCAGGACACCGUGCAGUGUCGGAAGGCCAGCUUCGAGCUCUAUGGCGCCGACUUUGUGUUCGGUGAGGACUUCCAGCCCUGGCUGAUCGAGAUCAACGCCAGCCCCACCAUGGCACCCUCCACGGCUGUCACUGCCCGGCUCUGUGCCGGCGUACAGGCCGACACCCUGCGUGUGGUCAUCGACCAGCGGCUGGACCGCAGCUGUGACACAGGGGCCUUUGAGCUCAUCUACAAACAGCCUGCCGUGGAGGUGCCCCAGUAUGUGGGUAUCCGGCUUCUAGUAGAGGGCUCCACCAUCAAGAAGCCCCUGGCGAUGUGUCACCGGCAAAUAGAAGUCCGCCCAGCCCUCCCUCACCUGCUGACCCAGCGAGGCUCUGGGGAAGCCCAUCACCACUUCCCCACCCUCCACAGCACGGCCCAGCUGCCUUCUCCCCGUGUGCUCCGACCCCAGGGGCGGGGCCUCAGACUGCAGCACAGCAGGCUGGUGGGCUCUGAGGCCCUGUCGACCACAGGCAAGGCCUUGAUGACUCUACCUACUGCCAAGGUUUUGAUUUCCCUCCCACCUAACCCUGAGCUCAAGCUGGCACCCAACGCCCUGAAACCAAGAAAGGUGGGCCUCGAACGCGCAUUCAUGGUCCCCCACUUGGAAGUAACUUGUGGUCUCAACCCUUUGAAGUCGGAAAUCUUCCUAGCACCCGUAGGAAGAUCAAGGCCAAAGGCAACUUCAAGGCCAGACUGCGACAAACCCAAGGCAGAGACAUGCCUCAUGGCGACACUGAGCCUUCCAGGACACCUGCCCCUUAUCAGUGCACACCAGGGUCUGGGGGGCAUGAGGGACGUGUGGCUACAGAAGUCCUCGCUUCGAUCGUCACUGCCCUUAUCCUGGACGCAGCACCAAGUAAAAAAGCAAAUGAAGUAUUUGAGGCUUGGCUCCUUUUCUCUUAGAGGGUGAAGAGAGAGUAGGGUGUGGCUCUGUACCCCAAGGUCCAGAACAAGAGCUAGAGGCCAAUCAGCAACUCCUCCACAAAGCAAGGCCCAGAACUUCCCACCCAGUGACAGACAUGAGGCAUCCUGUCCAGGGACUCCCCUGGCAUCUCUGAUCUCGGGGUGGGAGGAUAAGUCUCAUGUUACAGAUGAGGAAACUGAGUCUGAACGAGGAGACAUGGCUUGCCCAAGAUCAUGUGGCAGUGAGCAGAAGGCUGGGACACAUUACCACGACUGCUGAGCCCUGCGGGUCUCCCCAGUCCCCAAGCCCAGAGGAGGAGCUGGGCUGGCAGCAGAAUGACAUAUAAUGGGCACAAGAUUUACAGCAGGAGACACAGCAGAAGAGUGGACCCAGCCCUUCUCCAGAUGAAGUGGGUCUCUCCCGUCCUCUGCAAAGGGCCAAGGUCACCUAAAAAGGAAAUAUCCAAUAAGCCACACCCAUCUGAAAAAGUUUGGUAUUUCUUAAUUGUAAUGGGUUGAACAUUGGUAUGUCUUCCUGGAACCUGUCAAUAUGACUUUAUUUGGAAAAAAGGGUCUUUGUAGAUGUAAGUACGUUAAAGAUUUUUAGAUGAGAUCAUCCUGGAUUAUCCAGAUGGGGCCUAAA